This is a messenger RNA of Schistocerca cancellata (South American locust), 2296 nucleotides long. Its product is annotated as suppressor of lurcher protein 1-like. The transcript is spliced from 13 exons. The record is from RefSeq and is a predicted model, not a curated record. NCBI's taxonomy places the organism in Eukaryota, Metazoa, Arthropoda, Insecta, Orthoptera, Acrididae. Gene Ontology annotation, cellular component: plasma membrane. The coding region runs from base 153 to 2078 and encodes 641 amino acids.
CGACAGCAGCGGCACGCGGACGUCGUGCUACCCCCGCUGCUGUUCGCCUCGCAGACACGACGAGGCGCAACUCUUCGGUCACGGGGAGCUAUGCGGUGCACAGCGGAAUUCCCGGAGGAAAAUGAUGUCACGGAAUACGGCAGGGUAGUGUAAUGGAGAUACGCUUCCUGUUGGAGCUGCUACUACCCUUCCUCUUUGCUUCCGGAGUGGCGGUGAACCCAGGGUGCGAGUGCUUGCUAUUCACGAGCACGUUCGGCAAGGAGUUUGGCGUCUUCAGCAGCCCCGACUACCCUCGGCCAUACCCCAGCGACGUCGACUGCCUCCUCUACAGCUUCGUUGGCGGCUCGCACGACAUCGUGCACAUCACCUUCGUCGACUUCGACGUGCAGAAGACGCAUCUUGACUGCUCCCUGGGCGACCGCGUGGAGGUCUUCCUGUCGCUGGGCGGGCAGCUGCGGGCCGACGUGAACGAGCGGACGCCGGCCGCGGGCGUGCUGUGCGGCGGGCUGCGCGAUGUGCCCGCGGCGCUCUACAGCCAGGGCCCGGCGCUCGUGCUCGCCAUGCACGCCGCGGGCCCGCCCUCCAACAGCUCGGGCUUCCUCGGCAGGUUCCGCUUCCUCGACCGGCGUGAGUAUAUCCCCGGGGCACGGCUGCCUUUCAUUACAGCACCGCUGCAGACUAGGGGUGUUAAUGACCGCAUAAAAGCGGCCAUGCACAACAGAAUUCAGAAAUCGUUGCCUCCAUUAGCGAAGUGUUCGUUCCGGUCGGACGGGCGGCGUGUGCUGGGCACGGAGUGUGACCAGCUGUUCUCCAGCGGAGACGGCCCGCGCAACGGCCGCUUCUUCUCGCCGCGAUACCCCUCCAGCUACCCCAGCAACACCACUUGCAAGUACUACUUCCGCGCCAGAGAGAAGGAGCGUAUUCGGCUGGUCUUUGAAGAAGUGUCCUUACAGAAGAGAGAUGCCAGCUGCCUGGAGAGCGAGGACACGGUGACGGUGCACGACGGUGCCAGCCCAGCAUCGCCGAGCGCGGCGGUGGCGUGCGCCGAGGCGUCACAGCUGGAGGUGCUGUCCACGGGAUCUCACCUCUACGUGGAGCUGUCGGCUCGAGCGCGCUGGCCCGCGCAGGGUUUCCGUGCUACCUUCCACUUCCAGGAGGGACCAGAGGGUCAAGGCGGCACUGCCAAAGACGCUGCUGAGCCAGUGACGGCGCAGUGCGGCGCGACCAUCAGCAGCGACGGCGCCAGGAGCGGCACGGUGGGGGCGCCGGCGGGCCGCGCCGCGCACGCGCGCUGCCGCUUCGACUUCGAGGCGCGCGGCAGGCAGCGGGUGCGGCUGCUGAUCAGCGGCCUGCAGUCGCCGGCGGAGCGCGCGCGGUGUGACACUGCGGAGACGGCUUCGGUGUACGUGUGGACGGACGGCCGGGUGGAGCAGCUGUGGAGCGGCUGCGCUGCCGGAAGCGAGCAGCAGCAGCUGAUGGCCAGCGGACCGCGCAUGCGCAUCGAGUUCCACGGCAGCCGGCCCGACACUGCCCUCAGCCUAGUAGCCCGAUACAGCUUCGUCAGCGACUUCGGGGUGAGCGCGCCGCGCGGCCGGCAGCUGUCCUCGUGGCCGUGCGCCUUCUCCUUCAACGGCAGCGAGGCGGGCAGGGGCUACGUGACCAGCCCCAACUUUCCCGGACUCUACCCCAGGGACACCGAGUGCCACUUCUUCUUCCACGGCCGGCCCGGGCAGCGGAUCGCGUUACGCUUCGUCCAUUUCGACGUGGAGGGAGUGCAACCGUGUGAAGCACUGUCAGCGAGCGACUACGUAGAGAUGUCCAACUACAGAGGCCGCGACUCGCGGUUCCCCAGGUACUGCGGCCAGCUGGAGCCGUUCGACGUGCUGUCCGACGGGAAGUACUUCCGGCUCACGUUCAAGUCCAACGGCCGCCUCGACGCCACAGGCUUCAACGUCACCUACCGCUUCCUGGGAGGCAACAGGGACUCCAGCCUCGCCAGGAGGCGCCAGACUGGCAGAGCCGCAGGAACUACAUCCCUCUGGCCGUUGAUUGUGUUUUGCUUGAAGUUCGUCUGCUAAGACAAGUUGUAUCAAUCGAGGCGUCUGUUUCACCAGUACUUCAACCAUUGAUAUCAGUACGCACAAGGACUGCAAGUACUUACGAAGUUGACAAUAGGAAGUGUCAGAAAAUUAGUUACGACGAAAUCGCUCAACAUUUAGGAAAAUGUGAUCUUUACAUAUAGAUUUUUAUACAGAAAUUUUAUAAAGAAAUUACCCUUGUGUAAAAAAAAGAAAUU